AUGGUUGGCCCUGCGACAAAUGAAGAUUUAUCUAUAAGUCCUAAUACUGAUAAUAUUCAACAACAACAACAUUACCGCCUUCAAUUGUUGGCUCAAGCAAUUGAAAAAGUUGAAAACGAGAGUUUACAGAAAAGUCUUGCAGUUUCAUCGCCACCAAUUAAUUCUAAAAAACAGCAAUACCACCACAAACAACAAAUUCCAAUCGAUUCUCUUUCCAUGACAUCUUCACAACAACAACAACAACAACAAGAAUUGCUAAUGAAAUUACUAACUCAGCAGAAUGUAGCAGCAGUGAUGGCUGCAGCAGCUGCUGCCGCUCAACUUCAAGUUCAACAACAAAAACAACAACAACAACAACAAAAACUUGAACCUAUAUCGCCACCGUCAACAUCAUCGGCAUCAUCAACACCUGAAAGUCCAAUAGAUUUUUCUUCACAUCGUUCAACCGAUGAAAACAAUGAUUGUUCAACGCCAUCAUCACCAUUACCAAGUCAGCAACAACUUCUUUCGAGCAUGUUACAAAAUCUACCAGCAUCAUCACCAACAUCACCAUUUUCAUUUUUAUUAACAAAUAAAAAUGGAAAACCAACACGACCAUUUAAAGCUUAUCCACGUGAACCACUAAUGAUGCCAUUUGGCUUUUGCCCUAGUUCAACAUCAGACCAAACAAAUAUUCUUGUUGAAGCAGCAAGUCGUUCAACAUCAAACCGUAAACGACUCGCUCAAACACAAGAACGUCUAAAGCAACGUUUACAACAACAGCAGCAACAACAACAACAACAACAACAACAACAACAGCAGCAGCAGCAGCAACAACAACAACAACAGCAAUCAUAUUUUAUCUCAUCAUCGGGUGCACAAAUCUUACAACCACCCAAAAAACGACAUCGAACAAUGGAAACUACACCAACCAAUGAUGACAAUGAAAUUACUGAAAAUAACAAUGCAAAUGAUCUUAAUGGUUCAGUCAAUAAUGAUGAUCCAAAUAAUCCAAUUAAAGAUGAUGCUUAUUGGGAACGAAGAAGAAAAAAUAAUGAAGCUGCCAAACGUAGUCGCGAUGCAAGACGAGCUAAAGAAGAUGAAAUUGCUAUAAGGGCUGCCAUUCUCGAACAAGAAAAUAUCAAAUUACGUCUUGAAGUAUCACAAUUAAAACAAGAAACAGCUAAAUUGCGAUGUAUGGUUUAUGCUACAUCAUAG
This is a messenger RNA of Rotaria socialis, 1197 nucleotides long. The record is from the annotation of a GenBank genome assembly. NCBI's taxonomy places the organism in Eukaryota, Metazoa, Rotifera, Eurotatoria, Philodinida, Philodinidae.